AUCAGGGCGCGAUUGAAUAUUACAUUAAAAUUAUAUUUUUAAUAAAUAAACAGCAUAUCGAUAAGUAACGUAUAUUUGAUAGUAAUUUAUGCAUCAUUCAAAUAAAAUAAAGAAUUCGAUAAAUUAUUACGCCACCUAACGUUAAAAAUACAGAAUUAAAAUUGUGGGCAGAUUUUUUAAAAACUCGAAAGUUCUGAAAAGAGUCAAUAAGAGAAGUAAAAGGUUAUGGAUGCCUGAUUCACGUGUUCAGCUUCGAGAAUAUUGUAAAUACUUAGUAAGUUUAAUUACAUUUUAUAUACAUAAUCAAUAAUACAAGAUCAUUUUGUGACAGAUAUACAACAGAAGAAAAGAAUCCACAUAUCUUCUAUAUAAGUUUUGUUAAAGUGUAAAUACAAUUUCAGUUGGUAUCUAUUAACGAAUUAAACAACAAUUAAAUGGGGCGAAAAGCGAAAUUCGAUAAAACAGUUAUACCUAGUGGUAAAGGUAAAAAGACGAAAAAGCAAGGAGAUCCAAUAUUUCCUGGAUUGGCAGUGAAAAAUGAAAGCGCAUUAAGUCAUCGUCAAAAACAAAGGGUUAAAAAAAGAUUAUUAAAGAAACAAAAAUUAAAAGAAAAUGCACAAAAUAUUAAAAAAUAUAAAGAUAUACAGAAUAGUAUACAAAGUAAAGGAGUUAUAAAGAAAAAUGUAGUUAAUGUUGUUAAAAAUAAUAUUACUGAAGAUAUAAACAGUAGCAUGAAAAUUAAUGAAGAAAAUACAAUGUCCGUAAAAAUGAUAAAGUACAGUGUCAGUAAAAAUGAUAAAGUACAAAACAAGUUAAAAAGGAAAAUAAAAACAAAACUUUUAUCUAAACCUACAAAAGAAAACAAUGCAGAGUUUGAUGAAUUAAUAAAUAAUAAUACAGAAAUUGAUAUUGAUAAUAAGCAAUACAAUAGAAAUAAGAAAACACAAAGUAAGAAACCUAAGAAAAUUAAAAGCACAUCAUUGAAAAAUAUUGUGAAAGCAACAACUAUUAAUACAGAAUCUAGUUUAGAAGAAAGUAGUGAUAUGGAAAUAGAUAAUAAAAGUGAAUUAUUAAUUAUAUCUAAUAAAGAACAGAAUAAAAAAAUAAACAAAACUAAAGAUAAGACAUUAGUUCAUGCUAUGAAAACAAAAAAUGAUUAUACAGAUUCAAGAAAAGAGAAAAAUGAUGAGAAAAAUAAUUACAAAAAUAAAAGAUUUGAUAAAAAUAAUGAAGUACAAAGCAAGAAAUUAAAAAACACAAAUAAAUUAGUGACUGAUGAUUUGGAAGAAGAAACUGAUGAUAUGGAAUUUAGUGAAGAUGAAGAAACUGGAAACAUGAAUCUUGAUGAAGAAGAUGAUUUAUUACCUAUAGAAAAAGCAAAUAAAAAGUUAAGGAAGAAACAAGAAAAAGAAGAGGAACUUGCAGAAGCAGAAAUGAAAGAAAUGGCAACCCAACAAAAUAUGUUUUCAUUUCCAAUGGAGGAAGAACUUGCAAAUGUUACAGACUUAAAAGAAAUACAACAACGUAUACGAGAUGUUAUUAUGAUAUUAUCAAAUUUUAAAAAAUUACGAGAAGAAAAUAGAUCACGUUCGGAGUAUUUAAAUUUGCUUCAACAUGAUUUGUGCAUAUACUAUAGUUAUAAUAAUUUUCUUUUGGAAAAAUUAAUGCAGAUAUUUUCAUUGGAUGAAUUACUUGAAUUCUUAGAAGCGAGCGAAGUACAAAGGCCUAUGACCAUUCGUACAAAUACACUAAAAACUCGGCGUCGUGACUUAGCAGAAGCAUUAAUCAACAGAGGUGUUAAUUUAGAUCCUAUAGGAAAAUGGACAAAAGUUGGAUUAGUAGUGUAUUCAUCACAAGUACCAAUGGGUGCAACUCCAGAAUAUUUAGCAGGAUAUUAUAUUAUUCAAGGUGCAUCAAGUUUUCUUCCUGUAAUGGCAUUAGAUCCUAAGGAAAAUGAAAGAAUUCUAGAUAUGUGUGCAGCACCAGGAGGAAAAUCCUCUCAUAUUGCUGCACUUAUGAAAAAUACUGGUAUUCUCUUGUCUAAUGAUAUAAAUCAAGAUAGGAUAAAAGCUAUCGUUGGUAAUUUUCAUCGACUUGGCAUUGCCAAUUCUAUUAUUUGCAGUUAUGAUGGAAGAAAAUUAUCUUCUAUUAUUAAAGGAUUUGAUAGAGUAUUAUUGGAUGCUCCUUGCACUGGCACUGGUGUUGUUGCAAAAGAUCCUAGUGUAAAAACCAAUAAAGAUGAAAUAGAUGUACAACGCUGUUGUACUUUACAAAGAGAGUUAUUACUAGCAGCUAUAGAUUGUGUAAAUGCUAGAUCCGAGUCAGGUGGUAUUAUAGUUUAUUCAACAUGUUCAGUUCUUCCAGAAGAAAAUGAGUGGAUUAUUGAUUUUGCUUUGAAGAAACGUGAUGUCAAAUUAGUACCUACUGGUUUAGAAUUUGGUGCUGAUGGUUUUACGAAUUAUAGACAAUAUAGAUUUCAUCCUUCUCUUAAAUUGUCUAAACGGUUUUAUCCACAUGCGCACAACAUGGAUGGAUUUUUUGUAGCAAAACUUAAAAAAUUUUCUAAUAUUAUUUCUAAACAAGAACAAAUAAAGGAAACAUUGGAGUGAAAAUUAUAUAAACAAUUUAACAUUCUUUCCAAUUAAAAACAUUACUACAAUAUAUAUAUAUAAGAUCUAACAUUACUUCAUUAAUUUUUAAUAUU
Messenger RNA from Vespa velutina, 2704 nucleotides. Its product is annotated as 25S rRNA (cytosine-C(5))-methyltransferase nop2. The transcript has 7 exons. The record is from RefSeq and is a predicted model, not a curated record. Gene Ontology annotation, molecular function: RNA binding; rRNA (cytosine-C5-)-methyltransferase activity. NCBI's taxonomy places the organism in Eukaryota, Metazoa, Arthropoda, Insecta, Hymenoptera, Vespidae. Gene Ontology annotation, cellular component: nucleolus. Gene Ontology annotation, biological process: rRNA base methylation; maturation of LSU-rRNA. Bases 435 to 2609 code for a protein of 724 amino acids.